This is a messenger RNA of Pelobates cultripes (western spadefoot toad), 13061 nucleotides long. The record is from the annotation of a GenBank genome assembly. Lineage: Eukaryota; Metazoa; Chordata; Amphibia; Anura; Pelobatidae.
GCGGCACGCCCACUCUUUCCGGAUUGGCUGCCUUGUCUGUCAGUCUUGUGACAUCGGAGCACCUCCCUAUAAUAGCGCUUUAGCCUUCGCUGAAAGUUCACUUUCUGCUACCGAGCGACUCUGUCUUCUCCGCUGGGUGACGUAUUGCGGGCGCGUGCAGGAUGCCGGAUUUUAAUUGGUCGGUGAGUGUGAACGUUUAGGCGUCUAUUGGUAUCACGUGACAAGCUGUCAUGUCCUUCAUUUGGCCGCCAUGUUACUGGUCCUCUUGUUGCUGGGCUCUCACAGUCUUGCCUGAGAAUGGUGGGAGUUGCUCCAAGAAUGGGCUUAGUGAAGGACAGGAAAUCAGGAAUCCAAAUCCAUAGUAAAAGAGGCUUAGAAUCAAAUCUUAUCCAGACUGGGAGAGAGAAUCAAUAAACACAAUAUAUAAUCAAUAACCAGAACAUAUAAUCAAUAACCACAUUAUAUACUCACUAACCACAUUAUAUACUCAAUAAACACAAUAUAUAAUCAAUAACCACAUUAUAUACUCAAUAAACACAAUAUAUAAUCAAUAACCACAUUAUACAAUCAAUAAACACAUAUAAUCAAUAAACACAUUAUAUACUCAGUAACCACAAUAUAUAAUCAAUAAACACAAUAUAUAAUCAAUAAGCAGAACAUAUAAUCAAUAAACAAUAUAUAAUCAAUAACCACAUUAUAUAAUCAAUAAACACAAUAUAUAAUCAAUAAAAAGUGUUAUUCAGUGAAGCAGGGAUGUCAGACUGCAGCACAAGUUUUUGAACUACACUACCCAUGAAUCUCUGUGGCUCACAGGCUUAAAAUGGGUUGUGGGAGUUGCAGUCCAGAAGCAUUUUGGGGAGGCCCAUUCAGAAGAUGCUGCACUAGUUUGGGAAUUUAAACUGAAUUUCAAAGUUUAGGCAAAAACAGGCAACCUGGAAAAACACUUUGACCCCCUAAGGACCAAACUAAUGAAAUAAAAGGGAAUCAUGAGAUGUCACACAUGUCAUGUGUUCUUAAGGGGUUAAAUCAAUGUGUGGUUUUGGUUUGGCUGGUUUACGUUCACCAGGCCCGGACUGGCCAUCGGGCAUACCGGGCAAAUGCCCGGUGGGCCGCGAUGCCCGUGGGGCCGAGGCUGGCAGGGAGAUCACAGGAUCUCCCCUGCCAGCGCUACCCGAGCGCCAGCCCUGCUGUGUGCCUCCAUGGGCCGGUGGAGAGAUCAAAGAUCUCCCUCACCGGCCCAGAGGCAGUGUCACAGGCGGCCGCAGGCUGGGCAGGGAGGGAGGCAGGAGAGAGGACCGGCGGAGCUCUAACCAGCAGCGCUCAGAUCUCGCGAUAGUGAACUCUAGCCUGCAGGCUGGAGUUCACUCUCAACACUGGACCACCAGGGAAGCAUGACAGCAUGCCCCCCCCCUCAUGGCACCACGGCUCCCCCCCCUCCCAGGCUAAAGGUAAGAAGAGGGGGGGCAUAACUUUUUUUUUUUUUUAUUAUUAAUUAUUAUUAAUUAUUAAUAAAAUAAAAAAUAUAUAUAUUUAAAAUAAUUUCCCUAAAAGCCCCCCCAGACACACACAGCACCCCCCCAGACACACACAGCACCCCAGACGCACACAACAUCCUCAGACAGACAGCACCCUCACUCCCACAGAUAUACAGCACAUAUAUAUAUUAUAUAAAAUAACCCUCAGUGAGUUAACAAACAAAUAAAAUUAAAAACCCAGAAUGUGACGGCAGAUAAAAACACCCUCACACACAGCACUCCUCUUACACAAACACGCUGCGCACCUCACACAUACAAUACGUCCAAAUAUAUUAUAUAUUUAUAUAUAUAUAUAUAUAUAUAUAUAUAUAUAUAUAUAUAUACACACUACAGCACCCCUCACACUGCACCACUACAAUAAUUACGCUCCAGAUACACGCUAGAUCCCUUACCCUAUAUGCACUCUUAAUCCUCUACACACACACACACAAUCUUCUAUACACACUCUGGGUCCUUUACACACUAGAUCUCUUACACACACACUGCACCACCUUCACACACACUACAUUCCUUGUAAGCAAACACAUACAACAUUCUCUAAACACACCCUCUCUACACACAGUAGUGUGUGUGUGUGUGUAUAAGUGACACACACUACGUCACCUAUACACACACACUACUGCCCGUAUGCACACACUCGCUACAUCCCCUAUAACACUAUGCCCCUAUACACACACUCUCUACAGCCCCUAGCCACACACAUUACACCACAAAAUUGACCUAUUUACACAAUACCACACCACACUCUACACACAGGCAAUCCCACAAGCAUGCGCCAAACACAUGCACCAUACACUUUUCUGGCCUUUUUGUCCUCUGGUAUCCCACUUGUGGAGACACCAGAGACAAUUUAAAAGCAAACACAGCACAAGCAUGUUAUUACAUUUGCUUGCGCUGCGCAGAACAAAUACAGGGCCUUUUUCUAAUGCUAAUGCUCUUCAGCGGGGCUCUGCGCAUUGAACCAACAUGCUCACUUUGAGAGGGGGCGUGCUUGUCAUUAGUGAUGACAAAACACACCCUCUCUGGCCCCGCCCCCUUCUUGGGGGGCCGCUCUAAUUGAAAAAUGCCCUGGCCUCAUUUUUUUCCCAGUCCAGCCCUGACGUUCACUGUGAAUUCUCCGCAGCUCAUACAUGAGUGAAUAAUCCUGAACGGGUUAUUUGCCAAGAUCUGAAUUGUUGCCUAUUGAAAUAUUAAUGGCAAAUAUUAGCCAUAGUUGGGUAAGUUCUCCAAAUCGGCUAUAUUCAAAAAUCGGCUAUAUAUUUUAGACAUAAAAUUGCUCCGUCACCUCUCCCAAAAAAUUGGGAAUUUUAUAAAGAUAAUUUUUUUUUAAAUGAAAUGCUCAUGAAGACUGUUUGAAUUCCCUCUCAGUCAAAUGAGACACUGUAACGACUUGCAUGGCGCACCGCUCCCCCGCUGCUAUCUCAUUAAAGAGGUGGGUGUUAGACUCCCAUAACAUCCCUCACCGGUUUGCCUGCGCUCUUUGUUGAUUUGCUGUGAUUGCUAUCUUUGCAGAGCAGGUCUCUUUUUUACUUUGUCUCUAAAUUCCUCGGACUCUGGCAUUUGCCGAGGUAUUGAGAGUGAGUUGGGAGAAAAACAUAUUUUUAAAUAGGGUUUUUCUCUAAAGCUAUACAUUUGUUAGCGGAACUGCUAUUAAAAUUUUAGACAUGCUACUUCAAACUCUUUUGAAAUAGCUAAAGAUGUUUUUAGCCUUGGUAGGUUCCUGUUAAAGCGGCACUGUCACCAUUUGGGGACUUUGCAGAAUACCCAAGGACCCCUAACUGUGACAUUGCAUGCUCGAGAGUACAGCAUUGGGGCAUAUGGAAGACCCCCGACAGAGCCAGUUCCCUGCAGCCAUUACCGGUGACAGCUGUCUGGAUUGACACUGUAGCAAUGCAUAAGACAAAGUAGUCCCUGGUUUGUUUGUUUAUUGUUUUUUGAGAAAUAGAUGGGAGAAAAAAAAGAGAGUAGGAAAGAGGAAGCGAUUAAGGAAAAGGUAAGUACCGCCUGACAGUGUCGCUUUAAGAGAAAGUUGGGAAGUUUUUCCCUUCGCUUGAUUAAAAGGCGGAGUUACCGCUUUCAAGUCCUUAACAGUGACAGCUGGGUGGGGGGGGGGGUAAAAAGCUUUGUCUACGAAGGCUUUCAAUGUAUCCUCCAUAAAUAUAAGUGUUGUACUCUCGCAUGUGUGAGUUUAAAAACUGAUGUCUGCUCCUGUCAGAUGAAGUGGCAGGAGCUAAGAGUGCGUCAGAUCCAUAUGGCGGCAGCCUUGAAGGGCAGAAUCAGGCAAGUAAAACCUUUGUUCUCCUGCAUCCCUAGGGCCACUGCAGAGCAAGCGGCAAAGUCACCAUUGGAGGUGUCUGCAAAAGGUGACAGAGCUACUUUACUUUAGUAUUUUGGAUUUCAGUUCACUUCAAUCAGGAGUUUAGUUAAAAAAAAAAAAAACCCUGUAGUUCAGGAAACACGCUGUAGUGCUUAUGGUACUAAGAGUGCGCCGACUCACACCCAACCAGUACUAUUCCUUGUAAGGAGUCAAACGGUUUUAGAACAAUUUGACUUCUUCCUUGGUGUUUGCCGGCUGCUGCUUCCUGCCUACUCUACAGAUCUGUGAGAGCAGGAAUCUCCCGCUCGGGGUCUUAUGUUUGUUCUCCUGAGCCAAGCGUGCAGGGUAAGCACAUUGGUUCUUAGCCAAUGAGCUAAGCCAGCACUGCAAACGUUUAAGAAUGGUUUGACUGCUUACCUGGGUUCUGCUGGGCGCCCAUCACGGCAUUCCCUACUGACCGUGGUUCCUGUAAGGAGACUCCGUUAGCUCCACAUAGCUAAGCUCUGCCGUGUCAACUAACAGAUAAUUUAACCAUGCCCAAAAUUGUUAGCAUAGAAAAAUCGGCACUUGAAAUUUCAAGUCCUAUGCUGCAAGCUAGGUCUUAAAAUUUACUUGCCAAUGCAUGCCGCCAAGGGUGACUUUCUACUUGCCGGAGUGUAUUUUUUUUACUUGCUAGUGGCAAAUGGAAAGUUUGAGCCCUGGUGAAAUAAUGGUGAUAAUCAUAUUAAACAUAGUAUAAUUCAACACACACACACACACCGCUUAUAAACCGAUUUCUGCUUUCAAAUAAAGGGUCUCGUGCUUGUCUGGGUUUGAUUUUUGUCUACUAUGUAUAUGGUGUUAUCAAGUGAUCACAUCCGCCAGUGCUUGUACCCGUCAUUUGAAAGAGGGGGCUCACUUCUUUCAAAACAGGGACCCUCUGCUAAUGUAAUGCUGUGGGAUUUAUUAAAAAAAAUUUUUUUUUUUUUCUUUUCAGGAUACACUAGAACUUGUGUGAUAAUUUUUUUUGUUUUGUUUUUUUUUUUUUCUUGAGUACAGGUUUUGGAAAAUUUUCCAUUGCUCCUUUAUAUUCUGGCUGCCAAGUCUGUGCUACUGUGCUUGCUAUUUGCCGGUGUCAAAAUAUACCAGAGUAACAAAAUUGAAGCACAACUAAAACUUGAGCGUGAAGCAAGACGCAAAAAAGAAGCAGAGAAAGAAGAAACCGAGAAAAAAGAAGACUAAGGUAUGAUAAUGAUAUGUGUGUGUAUGUAAAUAUAAAAUAUGUUUAUUGUUUGGGUGCAUUAAAGAAAUUACUAAUGAAGAAAGGCUGACAUUUUUAACCCCUUAAGGACCAAACUUCUGGAAUAAAAGGGAAUCAUGACAUGUCACACAUGUCAUGUGUCCUUAAGGGGUUAAAAUGACUGUAGUCUCGACACUUGUGUCACAUGUUGGGAACCCGAGUGGUAGACGGGGGGUCCCACUACUGUACAUAUUCCACUAGACAAGUUAAUGCCCACGGUUACCACAAUGAGCGCCCACCAGAGUAACACAUAUGCACUGGUCAUGCGCUAGAAGAGACACCCUGUGCGUCACACCAGGCCCAUUACACUAGCGAUCACAUUGGGAGGGGCUAAGAGUGCACAUAAGUGAACCAGAGAGAUGUACGGGCGUCUAGGGCAUGGCAAAGGCACAAUACUCGGGAUUCGCAGGGGACGAACUAACAGAUAAGGAGGGGGGGGAUGAUGGACGCACCACGCGGACACAGCAGGCAGACUGGGGGGAUCAGGGACUGCACGGCCUAUAACGUAGCAAAACAUUGACAGUAACCCAGCUGCAGGCACGAACCCCCCCCCACACACAAUCCACCCCUGACGCGCAUGUGCACUCACUCCUGCUCCGCCACGUGUCACGCACGUGGCGCUUACCAGAACGUAACGAGGCAGACACACUAUCACGACGCCGCACACCCCCGAUAUGCCCCAUGCAUGAGAAGGCCCCCCAAGACAGGCGGCAACGGGGCCCCUAGAUGACAAGACUUGGGACCCGAACAGCGGUCCUUGGGCCCGUGUAGCGGGAUCCAAGCCACUGGCAGACAUCAAGGGCACCACUCCGGGACGAACAGACCCGAACACAGCCCGUCAGAUACCACGCCGACAGGAGGUGACGCCCCACGGCCCGGUGCCACUGACUGUUACGGACCCGCUGCGCACACAUACACCAAUUCUUCCCAAGAACACCGUGGAACCCCGACCCAAAUACGGCCAUGAGCGAGACAGGGAGUCGAACAGACAGCCACAAACACACACAACGAAGGGGGAGACUGGGAGGGACACACCCUUUAAAAAGCACACAACAAGAUACACAAAUGGCCCCACAGCGACAUGUGAGAGCAGAGACUUGCUACCAUGCACCCCAUCUUCAACACUACACCGAGAGACAUAGCUACUACGAAAGCCCAAAUCAGGUUGGGAGCUGAAGGAGACAGUUGAUGACGACCGACCACUAGACCGAGCCACUCCAUUGGUCAAGACGACACCGAUCCUCACUGAGACAGACCCUCCUGUAAAUUAUACCGGAACCUCAGGGAAGGUCAGGUAACCAACUCCCGAGAACCCCCAAAAUCCGGUACAGGGUCGACAUCACACCCAAACUAACCCCGUUCGCGGGUCCUCCUGACCCCAGAUAACCCCAUCCUCCUAGAACCCUCAUUCUAGACGACAUCCUUCCCCUCACCCCUCCAGUGCCGCUGCGAGUGGGGCCCCCUCCCUCCUCCCAAAAUGGCUGCCACCCGGGCGUUUGCCCCGGCCCAGCUGACGUAUUGGUCUAACAACGUCCAGGGACUCAACUCCCCGGAAAAACGGGCCCACUUGCACCGUCGACUGUGGAGCGCUAAAGCCUCCGUAGUUUUCCUGCAAGAAACCCAUCUCAAAGGUGGAGACGCACCUAAACUAGAAAACCGGCGCUUUCCUCUGGGAUUCUACGCUAACCACCCCGACACCAAAAAAGCCGGAGUCGCGAUUCUGUUCGCUCACUCGGUACCAUUCCAGAAUACACAAACUCUAGCAGACCCGAACGGGAGGUACCUCUUCCUGAGAGGCACCAUCGCAGACCAUGAAUACACCUUUGCGUGCUUAUACGGUCCAAACAGAAAGCAACAUAAGUUUCUACGCCAGGUGCUAGCCAAACUGGAAAAGUUCAGAGGGGCCCUGCUAAUCGUAGCAGGAGAUCUAAACAUGCCGCUGGACCCCAUACGAGACACCUCGAGGGGCCAAAGUGCGAUCCCCACACACUGCCUGAAAGCCGCACAACGAUUCUUACACAAGAUGGGGCUAGUGGACUGCUGGAGGACAUACCACCCAGACGACCGAGACUAUACCCACUACUCCGCGGUACACGCACACUAUAGUCGAAUCGACUACAUUUUCAUGGCCCAGGAGUAUCUUAACCUAUUACGUAGCGCAGACCUAGGCAUCAUGGACCACUCUGACCACGCACCGGUACUGAUCGAUACACAAUCCCCGCUCUUUAAACCCAGAGAAAGACAGUGGAAGCUUAAUGAAUCCAUGCUAGACGACCUGGAAUUUACCACCGCUAUGAACCAGGCCCUAACUGACUACUUCACGACAAACGAAAGUCCGGACAUACAGCCGCUGACUCUCUGGGAAGCGCACAAAUGUGUCAUCCAAGGACACCUUAUCACAAGCUGCACCCGCUGCAAAAAACAAAGGACGACGCAAAUUGCUAACCUGACAAGCCGCAUAGCUGAGCUUGAACAAACCCAUAAAUCCACUUUGGAUGACAACACAUACCUCCGACUCACGGAAACUCGCAGAGAGCUUCGAGAUAUAUUGACCCAAGGACUACUCCACACUGCCAGGAAAACAUCUCGAUACUUCUACGAACAUUCGAAUAAAAGUGGACGACUGCUGGCGAAGAUGCUCCAAGAAAAACGGAGAACACGACACGUCCACAAGAUACACACGAAAGAAGGUGCCAUCACCCGGCUCCCGGAGGGCAUCCUAACAGCUUUCAAAGAGUAUUACAAGACGCUAUACGACCAAGCACAGCAUAAAUCGGGACGUACGGUGACACACCAUCAGGAACGGAUAGCUGCAUACUUAGAAGAACAUACCACCCGCAAACUGACGCCUGAACAAAAGGCCGACCUGGAACAACCCAUGACAAUUGAGGCAUUAGCGGGAGCCUUGAAAACAUCCAAACCCCACAGGGCUCCGGGACCUGACUGCCUCCCUAUCGCAUAUAUACGUACCUUUAAGGACGUUCUCCUUCCUAGACUCCUCACCGGGAUCAAUUCCAUCCAAGAAGGAGGACGAUUCCCUAAGCCAUGGCCACCAGAGUAGCGCAAACGCUCCCCAACCUGAUACACCCGGACCAGGUUGGGUUCAUACCCGGGAGGGAGGCCAGGGACACCACCAUCCGAGCCCUUAACAUCAUACACACAGCAGUGGCCGGCAAACGAGACAUGGUGCUUCUAUCCACCGACGCCGAAAAGGCGUUUGACCGGGUAGACUGGGAUUACAUGGCAGCAACCCUGAGUCACAUGGGGUUUGGCCCACGAUUGCGAACCUGGGUAGCCGCACUAUACACCACGCCGUCAGCACGCAUACGUGUCAAUGGAGCCCUGACCGACUCAUUUGACAUAAGUAACGGCACAAGGCAAGGAUGCCCCCUAUCCCCCCUUCUAUUCGCCCUCACUCUCGAACCCUUCCUUGAAGCGGUCAGACAGCAUGGGGGGAUCACAGGAUUUAGCAUAGGCGGAAAGAAACACCGAGUAGCGGCUUAUGCCGACGACAUGCUAUUUUUCCUGGAGCAACCUAGGGUAUCGACACCGAACCUCCUGGACGCAUUUCGAACUUACAGUGAGGUAUCCAACCUAAAGCUAAAUCUGGAUAAAUCCGAAGCAAUGCUGCUCACGAGGGACGCGACUCUCCAGCAACACAUCCAAACGCAAUUCCCCUUCAGAAUAUGCACCUCCAAAUUGCGAUAUCUUGGCGUCUGGCUACCCGAGGACACGACGCGCAUAUACCAACUGAACUUCGCACCCCUUCUAGCUACCCUACAACUAGAUAUAAAACGGUGGACGGCCCAGUACAUCUCAUGGUUUGGCCGCAUAAAUGCAAUAAAAAUGAAUGUCAUGCCUCGCAUUCUAUACCUAUUCCAGACACUACCAACAACCAUCCCAAGAGGGUUCUUUCAAGCGAUAACGACUACCAUCCGACAGUUCGUCUGGAACCACAAACCAUCACGCGUGAAACGGUCCACCUUAGAACAACCAAAAAGCCAGGGCGGAACGGGACUCCCGUCGAUCAUCACAUACUACCAGGCAACCCACAUACAUCGACUGGUCGAUGGCACGCUAAUCCGACCACUAAACAAUGGGUCCACAUAGAAAUACAACAAGCCCUAGGCAAAAUCCCCGCCCAACUGUGGCUGGGCGAAACAUCUCUUGGGAACUUACGCACGGACAACCCAAUGAUAAACGCCACGCUGCAGGUCUGGUGCAAGGUUCGCUACACCAGGAACCUCACGACAUCCCCCAACCCGCUUACACCUAUUACUAACAAUCCGAAGCUGGCGGGAGGGCUUAGCCCAGCCGACCUAAGGAACUUGGGAGCUACAGACUGGGUAUACAUAAGCCAAUGGUGUGAUGGGCCGAACCUAAAGACAAUGGGGGAACUUCUACAAGACCGCCGACCAACUAGAAUGGACUAAUUCCGAUACCACCAAAUAAAAACGUACGCUGCCGCUUUAAAAGGCAGGGGUCAUCUGCACCGUCCACUGCUCUACCUGGAACAACUAUGUACAGACAGACACCACCUCACACACGGAGUCUCGAUCCUAUAUACCAUGCUUCAAAACAGCGGAGACAAACCACCGCUGGGGUUCACUGAACGAUGGGAAAGAGACGCGGAUGUAAUACUCACGGAUAACGAAUGGGAAAAAAUAUUCCAACUCACACACAAGGGAUCCAUAAGCACUAAAUUCCAAGAAUGUAAUUACAAAAUUUUGACACACUGGUACCGGACCCCGGAUGUUCUACGGCACAUCCAUGACUCGGUCCCAGGCGAAUGCUGGCGGUGCGGCACAGAAAUAGGCACAGGAAUACACAUUUGGUGGAAGUGCACGCACAUCAUACCCUACUGGCGAAUGGUCCAUCGAUUGAUAAAAGAAAUUACGGGAACAGAGAUACCUUUCCAGCCACUGCCAAUGUUGCUAAAUCACACCCACACACCCCUGAAAGCAUACAAGAGAGGCCUCGUCAUACAUCUGCUGACGGCUGCGAAAACUCUCAUUCCGACGAUGUGGAAAAGCCCAACAGUUCCCACAUAUCAACAAUGGAUAGACAGGGUGGAAGAGAUUUACAAUAUGGAAAGGAUGACGGCCUCCCUACAGGGACGCGCAGAAAAAUGUACCCUGACCUGGUUCCCGUGGAUGGACUACAUAUCCAAGACAGCAGCAAGAACAGACGCGGGGGGGGAUGGGGGCGCCGCUGCAGCGGCACAUACACCCCCGGUUGGGGAACUCGCUCCCUCCGGAGCCAAUAUGCCCGAUUAAACCCCACAAGACAGGUCAUAACUCACAACCCAUCCCGACCCUAUCCCAACCCCAGACCCUCCACCCCCGACAGAGACUAGGCAUGGACAAAUAAACUAAGGACAGGAGUUAUCCCGAAACACAAAAGGCGAUACAUACAAUAGGAUGGACAGGAAGAGACUCACGAUGCGCACAGACAACACCAACGCAAUCUGGGCCCGCCGAGAUUCCCAAGGUUUGGGAAGCAACUGGCACCAACAACGGUAAACUAACCCCCGAAACUGAAGGGAACGGAGAAAGAUAGAUGGGGAAGAUGACGGAGGGGGGAGAGAGACACCCCAACACAUGAAGGCAGAGGACGUACACAGUACAUCAAGACAGGUAAUGCCACCAGGAAUGCUCAUACACAGGCACCGCAGACACAAUAGCAGACCAACACAACCGGCACCCCUCACUACAAAUCGGUAAGCCACCAACGCCCACAAGUAGACGCAUAACGCUCACGCCAAAACCUACCUAACCACGGCCCCGUAACUGACAAAUGAUUUCGCCCGAUCUCCCCUAGUGCCACCCCAGCUAUAGCUUGGCACUUGGGCCCCUAAGCCCAAGGCUCCCGGGAAGAGACCUAUGACACGAUGUCGGGCCUCGAGCAAUUUGGAAACAUGAUACAAACACAUUGAACACUGCCCUGAACUAGAUUGAACGCAGAAAGCAAAACAUACUUAUAACAAGUGUCAACAUCGCCACUGUGACUCCAAAUUAGCUAUUCCUAAAAUCAAUAGCUACCUGCCCCCUACGUCCCUUGCGCAUCCUCCACGCUCCCUACCACUGGCCAAUGCACGCAUACUUAUACACCCGAUUAGCGGGGACUAGCCGGACAGAAAGACUGAGGGGGAGGCAGGGAUACGACUCUUAGGCUUCCCACCACCUUACCAUGAGAACACCAUAUGAAGGACACUCCGCAAGACCCUACUAGGGACGGAGGCAGCAAUCUACAGUUAUGCAUAAAUUAACGACCCAUAAAUCACAGCCCCAAGCCGACAGGUCACAAUAUACACGUAUCAACCCGAACCCAACACGUGGGUGGCACGUAUACACGAUACCAGCACUAGUACCACAAGACAUAUGACAGCGAACCCGACAAGUGCACUACAUGCGACACAAAGAAGGAAACAUAACUACACAAGUUGAACAGGAGUGGAGAUAGUCAGGGGAGGGUGACACGGGGGAGAGAGAGAAGGAAAACUGGACAAAAGGCCACAGCGAGAAGUGGUAACAUGUUGCAAUGUAGGCUGACAAUAGGUACACCUGCUGUUUAUAGAUAUGCCUGCCAUGCACUAGUCAGCAACUCACGUCCUGAACAUACGCCCAUUUACCAGGACUACGGAUUGAGAUAUACACCUGGUCACAGCCCCAGCUAGUUUAACCUAUGUUCCCAGAAAGCUCACAAUGUGACCUGGUUUGACGCACAGUUUUACACACAAUGACUUCCCGAUGCAAGUUAUGCCACAUAAAGUUUACUAAUUGCACAUUUUCGAUGCGAUCUAUAUCCUGUUGUGUUCAUGUAUACUGUUUACCUUGAUGCAAGCUGACCCAUAUUGUCUAUUUUUGUUUAAACACAUUAAUGCACAAUUGAAACUUGGAAAAAUGAAACAAAACUGAAAUAAAGAAUGUAAAUAAAAAAUGACUGUAGUCUCAGUAUUAGAAUAGCUCUGGCAAGGUCACCAUUUGUGGAAAGGGUGGCUUAGCCAAGCAUUGGACCCUCAUGGGACACUAAUGUGAUGUGGUCCAGUUUGGAUGGUAAACAUACCACCCCUUACUGGACUACAGUGCAUAGCUGUAGCAGACUAGGCCCCUGACUCUUCUGCAUAGAAAAGCUUGGUGGUUUCCUUGUGAACAGCACUUGGAGAAUUUGAUGUCCUAUCACUUCAUCCUGGUACGCUUAGGGUGCCAUGCUGGAGAAAUGAGUGGUCAAGCUGUUCCAGCCUGCUAGACACUAGAGAAACCACCCUCCUGCACUCAAAAGGUAUGCAAAGAGGAGGUUAGCAUCCAAUGCUGCCCAUUUGGAAGCAUUUAAUUGGGUGAACGCUGUGCAUGCGCUUCUUGUCUCCAAUGCUUCUGUAUGAGGAGCAUUGCAUUGGACGAGUAGGCAAUGAAGUGACAAAGCAAUGUCGCGUGUGGCAUCACCGAGUUUCCCACGGGGCUUGAAAAAAGUGAAGUAAAAUGCUUAUUUUCUUUAUUAAAUUUGAAGGGGCCUUAAAUCUAAAUAGGAACUAGAAACCUAUAGCGUUAGGAAUACAAUCAAAGGUUCUAUGUUUCUGUUGUGUAUUUUAUUCCCCCUCCCCGAACUAACUGCCUGUUGGCUCACACACACAUUUCUUAGAUGAAUAAAUUCCAAGUAAUGUACAUCCAAUUUAGCAUGUCAUGGAAAUACAGUUGAUCGUUUAUUUAAGUUUUUUGAAUACCUUUAUAUAUUAAUUUAUUUUUUUCCUCCUAGGGGAUUUCAUCUCGCCUGCUUUAUGAAUACAUUCACUGGAGAUUUGCUGUGUCUGUGGAAAUGCUGUACUGUUUCAGAGAAUGUGAACUGUUAAUUUAUCACUUUAUACAUUUUUAAUAUUUUUUCUUUUUUUUUUUUUCUUUCUUUUUCUAGAAUAUUAAAUUGUAUUUUCUAAAAA